Molecule: messenger RNA, 1106 nt
Organism: Elaeis guineensis (African oil palm)
Lineage: Eukaryota; Viridiplantae; Streptophyta; Magnoliopsida; Arecales; Arecaceae
Product: L-ornithine N5-acetyltransferase NATA1
Molecular function (GO): N-acetyltransferase activity
Source: RefSeq, a predicted model, not a curated record
UUCCUGGUUUUUUCAAUAAGCCGUGUGUGGUGUGUUCGGCCUCCUUUUUGACUGCCAUCUUACCGGAGUUAACUCCGUCGUCCCCCAAAACGGACCACAUGUCUUCCGCCACCAACCCAAUCUCUCCGGCCGCCUUGACUUCGCCGGAGCAACCCUUCGUCUGGGCUCGGAUUCGGCUGGCCGACAACCAGGAUGUUCCCAUCAUCCACCGCCUCGUCUGCCGGUUGACCGACUUCCUCCAUUUCAACCACGUCUUUUCCGCCACCGAGACCUCCCUCUCCUCCUCCCUCUUUCCCACUCCCUCCCCUCCGCCAUUCCUCUCCCUCACCGCCCUCCUCCUCGAGCUCUCCCCCUCUCCCAUCCCCCAACGAGACCCCGAGGACGAGAAGGAAGAAGGCAGAGAAGAGAACAAACCCGGUUCGAUCAGUCCAGUCGUCCGCCGAAUCGAGCUGGCGGCGCCGGUGGCGGACAAGGAGGCAGAGACGUUCGCGUCGCCGAGGGGUCGGGGGUUGGUUGUCGCCGGGUUCACGCUGUGCUUCCCCAAGUACUCGGCGUUCCGGGCAAAGCCAGGGCUGUACGUGGAGGGCCUGUUCGUGAGAAAGCCUUGGCGGCGGAGGGGGCUUGGGCGGAUGCUCCUGUCGGCGGUGGCGGCGCAGGCUGCGAGGUUAGGGUUGCCGAAGGUGGAGUGGGGCGUGCCCAACUGGAACGCCGGCGCCGUCGACUUCUACGCGGGGAUGGGCGCGGUGGAGCAGCGCGACGGGAGGCACUUCAAGCUUAGCGGGGAGGCUUUGAAGGCAUAUGAGACAAGGGCGGAGGAGAGUGGCUGGGAUGACGCGUGCGUGUAGUGGAACGGCUUGUUUUCUGUCGGGGGGCUUGAAAAAUGGGUAAACCUCAUCUUUUCAAAAGGGAGGGGAGAGGGAGGUGUUGUUGGCGCGUGUGAAAAAUAUGAUCAAAUUUGGAUCGAUUAUAUGGAGCGAGAUAGAAUGGAUGACAUGACUGAAAUCAUGUAUAUGAUUAGAGAUAUAGUAUAAAAAAACAUCCCAAAAUUUCUGCACUACUAAAUUUAAGUGCUAAUUGAUGGAAAUUAUCUUUACUUUUUCAAGUUC